Diceros bicornis minor is the source of this 4632-nucleotide messenger RNA. RefSeq names its product spermatogenesis associated 2 (gene SPATA2). The coding region runs from base 2324 to 3886 and encodes 520 amino acids. The transcript has 3 exons. The record is from RefSeq and is a predicted model, not a curated record. NCBI's taxonomy places the organism in Eukaryota, Metazoa, Chordata, Mammalia, Perissodactyla, Rhinocerotidae. Gene Ontology annotation, biological process: protein linear deubiquitination; regulation of necroptotic process; protein K63-linked deubiquitination. Gene Ontology annotation, cellular component: cytoplasm.
CAGUGCUGCCGGGGGAACAUUUCUGCUUGAAUGGGCCAGCUGAGAUAAAGCCAGGCUAAUGCUUUGCUACCCAGAGUCAUUUCAGUGGGGUUUUAAACAGAUACAGCUGUCUUUUGAGAUGUUUAAAAAAUAAUAAUUAAAAAGCCAUCGCCUCCCUGACUGCAGUAUCUUUCUCUUCAUUGAUUUGCUUUUCAGAGGGGGCCCAGAUGGAGGGUGCAGGAAGUGCUGACCAGGCCUGUUGGCUCUGGGCACCCGCCUGACUCUGUUAGAGAUGUCACAGUGCCAUUUUUUUUUUUCUGCCGGACUGGCACGUCUUGGCGUUCCAAUCCUUGGGUUGCUUGGAGAAAUUAACGGCUUCUGUCACUGCGCUGUCUUGGUCUCCUGUAACCAUGAUGUUUUUGCAGAGAGCGUGUUUUUUGUUGUUCUUGCAGAGUUCUGGGAAUAAAUUGCGGGCUCUAUGCUCAGAAAAGACACUGGCUAUGACCGGCCACAGUGCAGCCUCUAUUCUCAGAAAAUGUAUUCAGGAGGGAUGAUGUCAGCUGCCUCCUCACUGGCCGGUCUCUGGCCAGCCUCUUCCCUUGGCCUUUGAGCUUACAUCAUAAGAAAUUUGUGGUUCUUCCAGCCCCAUUCUGUGUGGGAAGAUGUGACUUUUGCUACUAUCGGAAUUUUUGGAACUCAACUCUGCUCGCCCUGUCCGAGGGCCCGUUCAAGUAGAGCUGUCCAGCAGAUGCAGCAGGACAGCUUUGCUUACAAGCGGCGCAGCUCAGAGCUCGAAUCAGGGUGUUGGCAUCAGGCUUAGGCUCAGAUCUCAGAUCCACUUCUUCCUAGCUUAGUGACUUAGGACAAGGGAGGUGGCCUCUCUGAGCCUCAGUCUCCUCUCCUUUAACCUUCGGGCUGUCAUGUGGAUUUCAUUGAUUUUCAUCAAGCACUUAGCGGAGGGCCCUCACGUUCUAAUCCCUGGAUGGAUAGGACUAAUUGUAACAAUAAGUGAGUGAGAUAAAUGGCAAAAAGCACAGGGCUCAGGGCCUGCCAACCUGAGUUCAAAUUCCAGGUCGGACCCUUUGAAGCUCUGUUGGGCAGGUUGUUUAACUGCUGAGCCUUGGUUUCCUCAUUGUGGGGAUUACACAGGAUGAUGGCAGUUAAACCAGAAAGCCCAAUGCUUAGCACACAGUAGGACUUCAAUAAUUGUUAGUUUCCUUCUCUCUUUCCUUUCCUUAAUUAUCUUUUAGCAUUCAUUUUCUUUCACCUUUUUCCUCACCUACCUAGGUUGGUUCAAGAUCUUCUUGGAUGGGUUUUCCAUCCUUAGCUUUAGGAUUUUGAACACCACCUGGGCUAUUUGGAUCCCUUUUUCUUGUUUAUUGUUUGCCAGCAAUAAACAAGGGUGUGGACUGUGGUGUGAUUACAGAGCAGCAGACGCAGAGCUUGAGGGUGGCUGACUUUGAAAAAAAAAAAAAUCAACCUCUAUGGGCUCAAGCCUGACUUCCUUGGAGAAAAAUCACAGCAGUGUUUAGGAGGCUUGAGGUCCCUCUGUUUAAAUUGUUCUGAGAUGUACCAAAAAACAGUGCCUGGGGCCAGAGGCAGGAUGGAAGCUUCUCUUAGAUAAAUAAAAAAUGGUAAAUGCAUAUGGGUUUUUAUUAGCAAGGACGGUGAUGUCUUCUUUCGGGUUGCAAUACAAUUUUAUUUUUUAAGAGAACAUACAUACUCUGAUACUAGACAAAAAGCUCUUUCAACUAGAAUUGAGGGCAAGGCUGUGUCUUCUCAACUGCUGUCGGCUACUGUCCCCUCCCCACCCCAUAUCCUCCCCCUGCAACCUAGCCCAGGGCCUGGAGCGAGGUAGGUGCUGCAUGAAGGCUUGUUGAACUCAAGAAUCGUGGGGUGGUGGGAGGAACACAGGUACCAAGGCAGAAGGCUGAGCUCAGAAUCUUGGAUCCACCUUUUCCUAACCCCAAGCUACUUAAGGCAUGUCAUGUCGUGGAGCCCCUGUUCCUUCUCUCUCCAGCUGAUCUCCCAGGAUCCUUGGGAGAACUAAAUGAGAAAGAAGUGGCGUCAUGAGUGCCUACAUCCUUUGCCUCAUUCAUUUCACCUGUUUUAUCCAGUGCCUGCUGUGUGCCAGGCUCUCUGUUAGGCAUCACGGUGAACAAAACAGAUGUGGCCCUUGCCUUUGUGGAGCUUUGUGGAUAAUGGGGGCAUGCAAAGAGAGGAAGCUAGUAAAUGAAGCAGUCCGCUGGUCCAGGCGAGCAACAUGUCAGUGCUUUUAGUCAUGUCCCUGACCCCAGCCCAGAUGCCAUGGAGGAGAUAAGGUAGCCUCCCAUCCCUGGAUCCGAUGGAGAAGCCCAGUUCAAUGGAUACAAAAUACAAGGAUGACUUAUUUCGGAAGUACGUGCAGUUCCAUGAGGGCAAAGUGGACGCCACCCCCAGCAAGCAGCGGCCUAGCGAUGAUGAGUACCUGCGGGUGGCGGCCUCGACCCUGCUCAGCUCACACAAGGUGGAUCCCUUUUAUCGAUUCCGGCUGAUCCAGUUCUAUGAGGUGGUGGAGAGCUCCCUGCGCUCGCUGAGUUCCUCCAGCCUGCGGGCUUUGCACUGCGCCUUCAGUGUGCUCGAAACGAUGGGCGUCAACCUCUUCCUCUACCCGUGGAAGAAGGAAUUCAGAAGCAUCAAGACUUACACGGGCCCCUUCGUUUAUUAUGUCAAGUCAGCAUUACUGGAAGAGGACGUCCAAACUAUCCUGAAUUACAUGGGCUACGUGCCCGAGCUGGGGACUGCGUACAAGCUCAGAGAGCUCGUGGAGACCCUCCAGGUGAAGAUGGUCUCCUUUGAACUCUUUCUGGCCAAGGUGGAGUGUGAGCAGAUGCUGGAAAUCCACUCACACGUCAAGGACAAGGGCUACUCUGAGCUGGACGUGGUGAGCGAGCGCAAGAGCAGCGCAGAGGAUGUGCGCAGCUGCUCGGAUGCCCUGCGGCGGCGGGCCGACGGCCGGGAGCACCUCACAGCCUCCAUGGCCCGUGUGGCACUCCAAAAGUCGGCCAGCGAGCGGGCGGCCAAGGACUACUACAAGCCCCGCGUGACCAAGCCCUCGAGGUCGGUGGACGCCUACGACAGCUACUGGGAGAGCCGGAAGCCGCCCCUGAAGGCCUCGUUGAGCCUGCGGAAGGAGCCCGUGGCAGCAGACUUGGGGGACGACCUCAAGGACGAGAUCAUCCGCCCGUCCCCCUCGCUCCUGGCCAUGUCCAGUUCCCCGCAUGGCAACCUGGAUGACCUUCCAUCCCCCUCCUCCAGCAAUGGCCUUGGCCUGCUGCGUGGCACAUACUUCUCCCCUCAGGAUGACGUGGAUCUGUACACGGACUCGGAACCUAGGACCACGUACCGGAGGCAGGAUGCCCUGCGGCCGGACGUGUGGCUGGUCAGAAAUGAUGCCCACCCCCUGUAUCACAAGCGCUCGCCCCCUGCCAAAGAAUCUGCCCUAUCCAAGUGCCAAAACUGCGGUCUGUCCUGCAGCUCCUCCCUCUGCCAGCGCUGUGACAGCCUGCUCGCCUGUCCCUCGGCCUCUAAGCCCAGCGCCUUCCCCAGCAAGGCAUCCGCCCAUGACAGCCUGGCCCACGGGUCUGCUCUGCGGGAGCGGUAUGCAGGCCAGACUCAGGGCCUCGACCGGCUGCCGCACCUCCACGCAAAAUCCAAGCCCUCCCCCACAGCCACCUCCCGCUGUGGCUUCUGUAACCGCCCAGGCGCCACCAACACUUGCACCCAGUGUUCAAAAGUCUCCUGCGACGCCUGCCUCAGCGCCUACCAUUAUGAUCCCUGCUGCAAAAAGGGUGAGCUGCACAAGUUCAUGCCCAACAACCAGCUGAACUUCAAGUCCACCCAGCUCUCCCAUCUCGUGUACAGGUAGACUCGAGCGUGCGCCUCCCGCUACAAGGGCUACACCCCUGACCUGUGUGGUGUCAUGGGGAAGGCGUGUUCAGGCGGUGAUCUCAGAGGCAGAGGCCCGCACUCGGCCGUGGAGCUGCCAGGGGUCGUGGGGCCGGCUGCACCGUGUGGGAGUUCACUUAGCGACUCAUCUUUCAACCGAUGGCUGCUUUGUCGCCUGCCAAGGGAGAGGUGGCACUAUCCGUUCAGAUUAAUUUUUGCUAAUCUCUCCACUCCCUCAUCUGUUGUUUUGUUUUUUUUUUAAGAGAAUGUCUAUCUCUGGGACUCUUGCCAUGCUCACCACUCCCACUGCAAAGCCAACUUGGACGAGGAAGGGCCCUCUAGGUCACCUCCACACGUGCACCUGGAGUGGCGAGCUAGAGGCCUGUUGGCUUGUGAAAUGAGCCCUCCUGCCACACUGGGCCUCUUCCAGUGGCUCAUCCUUUCGCCGCCCCUCCCCAGAUACAAGGAUCCCCAGCUCACUCCCCGCCACCUCACUCCCUUCGGUUCAGAGGUGAACCGAGUCCAGUAUUAGCUGAAUGUCAUCCUGAUGCCACCACAGCUCUGUUCAGCCCGUGGUGUCUGUGCACUUUGCUCCAGCGCCUUGCGGUGUGGACCUUCCGCAGCGGGACUGACUGGUUGCCCCUUUCUGUUGUUUGCACAUGCCCCUCUUACUGUACUGUAAAUAGAUAUUUUUGAGAUUUAUUUUUAAAUAAAUAUUCAACUUGC